UUUGGCAAAGACUUUUGAGACCGACCUCCGUAAAUGCAUUGAGAUAAGGUGUCAUUGCUGUGUUGGCCCGAUCGAGCACCGCCACAAUAAGGCGCGCAACAGUGCAGCUGACGUCUUCCAAAAAUAAUUCCAUCUCUUCAAAUGAACUUACACAGUUUCAAUAACAAAUAUCCGCCAAAAUGUCCGAGCAAAGCAAACCUCCGGCUCCGCGAAUAGCAAUCAAGUUCGGCGCUACGUCGAACAAUAACAACUCGAAGAAAGCAUCAAAACCAAAUCCACCCUCGUCGCUAGGGAAGCGGCCACGAUCACACGCUCUGGGGGUCGCUUCCGACUCUGAGGAUGAUGAUUAUGAGCAUCGAGGACGGCAUGAGAAGAUCACAGGCUUUGGGGUGGACGGAGCGGAGACGGAGCGCAAGGCCAAAGACUCGAGGAUGGAAAAGAAGGACUAUGUGAUUGUCCGACAACCAAAUCACGACUGGAGAUCAGAGGCCAAGGCUCAGAGGAAGAGCAAAUAUUCGCUGCCCGAGGAGGCAAGAGCGCAGCAAAACAACACAACCGUCGAGACGGAACCUGCGGAUCAGGACAAGGGACUCAAAUGGGGUCUGACGAUUAAGGAGAAAACCGAGGACGACAACAAGGAUAUUGGAUCAGAGUCUAAGGAGAAGCCAGUCUCCAAUGAUGGCGACCAGAAAAAGCCACCGCCCAAACGAACAGCAGAUGACGAAGCAAUGGACGCUCUACUAGGCAAUAAGGAGGAGGACGAAAAGAUCAUCCAUCCAACCGAAGCGGACGCCUACCGUCGCGACAUCCAAGGAGCAGGAGAGACAUCCACGCUUGAUGACUAUGAAGCCAUGCCAGUGGAAGAAUUCGGCGCAGCUCUUCUCCGCGGUAUGGGCUGGGACGGAAAACCUCGCGGUACAGUCAAGGAAGUCAAGCGACGUCCGAACCGAAUCGGCCUUGGUGCUAAGGAGCUUAAGGGUGAAGAGGACCUUGGCGGGUGGAAUCAGAGCGGAAAGAAGAACAGACGACCGCGCUUGGACGAGUAUCGCCGAGAGGAGAGUAAACGAAAAGAGGGUCGCCGCCAUGAGGACAGUUACAAGCGUGAGCGUGAGCGUGAACGCGAGAGGGAUCGAGACAGCAGGCAUGGACAUCGUGAUCGUGACCGUGACCGAGACCGAGACCGCGACCAUGACCGUGAUCGGAACAGGGACUACGACCGGCAUCGGAGUCAUCGGGACUAUGAUCGACGACGGUAAAUCAAGCAGUCGCAAGUUCGCUAUGAAGGCCUUACUACCGGCUUAUCAAUACGACGCAGUGAUACCUUUAUUAUCUGGGAAAGUGGUCAAUUCUUUCCAGAGAUGCAUAUUACGUAGACCAAAAAUGAUCCCAACGCAAAACCAAAAAAAGAAGAAGAAAAAAAGGAGAUACUCAGUCAUUGCACAGACACUCUAAAACAGGAUCCUUGGGUAUAUGAUAUGCGUUCAAAGACCACAGCAACCCAACGCCAUGCACUUCCCCACGAGCAAACGAUGCUACCUUGCUGGCACGGUCAGUCUAUCCAUCUCAGCAGGUCCUUCAUCUGCCCCGCCUGUCUUUGUGCUCUCCUCGGCAUCAGCCAGCGAUGUGAGGCGUUUUUCCUCCCUCGACUUCUUUGUCAAAUUAAACGAUCUCCGAAUCGACAUACUUCGAUUUCGCUCGGAUUUUCCUCCAUCACGACCUCGGUCUCGAUCUGGGUCUACCACAUCUUCUAGGGCCUUUCCCUGUUUGAGCGCUUCCAGGGAUCUCUUGGCAACGUCCACGUCUUCGAAAAUGGCUUCCGUGUCGAGGAGAACUCGAUCGAUCUGUCCCGCUAUGCCUCUUUGCUUCUCCAAAUCCUGGAUCUUCUCUCUCAACUCAUCCAUUAUAUGCCAUCCCUCCAUAAUUUCCUUUUCCAACUGCUUUCGCUGGUCUUCUGGGAGCGCCUUAUACUCCCUCUGCCCUUGGACAAUGCGAGCCCGGCGGAUGUAUUUCUGGGGCGUCUUGGACCGCUCAGCCUGCUUCACGACACCUUUGAGUGUGUAUCCGAUCGGGCCAACAAUAGCAGAGAGGUUUUUGAGGACCAAGCCUGUCAAUCCCAUACCUGUGCCCUUGACGAAUCCAAUCGGUCCAUUUUCUUUUGCUCCACGAACCGGCAGGCGAACUACUCCUGUGAAGCCAUCGUAGACUCCAUACGCAAACUCAUGCCGGGCGGCCCGGAGGCCAGAAUGGAAGCCUGUCACUCGAAUGGGACGUCGUACGGUAUUGUCGCCAUAGAGUCGAGGAGCAUUGUGAAAGCCUUGGGCGAGUGCCAUCGAGAGGUCCACUGGUGCCUUGGCAAUGGCAGUAGCUGUCCUUUCCACACCGCUCGCUAUGUCGCCCACAUACUGACCUCCGGUGUCCCCAGCUGUCGUCUCAGUGCGCAACGAGGCAGCAUCCACUGGGUCAUCAGAGUCCGCCGGAUUGUGUCGUGUUAUGCUGUUGCCCGACUUCUUAGAUUUCUUAGCAUUCCUCUGAUUCUUCUUCUUGCUGAUUGAUCUUGUUCUUUUUGCCCAAUGGUAAGGAACGCUUGCAACGCCGUGAAACGCUUCACCGACUGUGCUAGCUAUGGAUCCGGCAAUUCCUGUGACAGGUUCGCCGGGACCUUCAAAGUCAUUCCAUUCCACAUGCCUGAGAAGUCUCAGGCGCUUCCAGGUCAACAGGCCGUUGUCCACUAGGAUGUCGGCAGCCAAAGCACCCAGUUUAAUAUUGGUGUUUUUCAACUCCCAAACGGCUGUGUGAUCUUUGAGAAGGGAGCAUCGCAAGAGACUCGGGCUCCUUAGGUUCAGCUGUCUGUGAAACUCUUUGACGGCAUUAACAGCGCCAUCACCCUCCUCUGCGAUUCGUUUGGCGAUUGCUCCAGCAGCAUCUCUUGCUUUUUCAGUAAGACAAAAUUCAAUACCUUCAGCAAGCUUUUCGGCGUUCAGGUGUUUGUAUGGCACUGGCUCCGGUCCAACAUUUGCGUUGCUCACCAUCUUACCCCAAAAGUUUUGGUCGCCGAAGAAGGGAACGAUCAUUGUAGGCUUGCCACACUUGAGCGCAAUGGCUGUUGUUCCGGCGCCUCCGUGAAUGACGCAUGCCUUGACUCUCGGGAAAAGCCAGUCAUGGGGGGUGUUGUCAAGCAUGAAGAUAUUCUCCGGAACAUCGUCACCACCAAGUCCACCCCAGCCCUUAGAUACCAGGGCACGAACUCCAGCCAACUCAACAGCUUUGAAGAUCAUUUGUGUGAAUUUGUCUGCAUCAUCAACAACAAUCGAUCCAAACCCAAUGUAGAUUGGAGUCUCCCCAGCUGCUAGAAAUUCCUCCAGUUCCUUCGGUGGCUCAAAAGUUGAAGCCAAGUCAAGAAAUACGAAGCCAGCCACGUCAACCUCGCUUCCCCAGUCUUGUGGCUUUGGGACAAGACCCGGUGACCACAAAUAUGUGAAUGGCACAUGCAGGCGAUAUGUUGCACCUGGAGCCCAGAGAGUCGAGACAGGAUCUAGAGAUAAAGUCUUGACACGAAAUUCGUUGACCAGAUCUCCCAGACCUUGCCAUACCAUCAUCUCGACUAGGGGGUAAGAGAUGAAGUUUGUAUAUCCAGGGUCCACAUUGGAAUUCUUGAUGCUUGCCAAGGGAUGAGGGAAAGCUUGUGUAGGUGUGUAGGGAAAGGUAAACAUUAAAUGAACAGGAAUACCAAGUGCUUCGGCGCAGUGAAUAUGUGCAAAGCUUGGAGGGUUAGCAAUAAUGACGUCCGCGACAAAAGGGUCCUUUUCGCCCAUCAUCUUUAAGUUCUGGCGGUCCGAUUCGUCGUCUGUGGCAUUGAUGCAUGCUCGCCAGAAACCAUCAAACAUGGUGGCCAUUGCGGCUCGCCGUCUCCCAAUAUCUCCAGCCUUGACUGUCUCAAGCGUUGGGAUCAGACCUGGAUUCUUGACCAUAAAAGCCAUGAGCUCUGAUGGAUCACCCCCGACAGAGAAGAACUCAAGACCGGAAUCUUUUUCGACAAAUUCGCGAAACGCUGGAUGUGUAGCGAUGCGUACUCGGUGUCCAUAAUCCUCUUUCAAAACCUUGCCUAUCUUCAAGAAGGGUUGGGCAUCUCCUCGUGAACCAAUAACCAUGAUCACAAUGUUUAAGCGUGCUUGAGGUCUGGGAUCCGUAACAGCUGUUGAAGAAGAUGACCGGCGUGGGCUUUCGGGAAUUUUGAGAGUUGACACCCUGUCCGCUUGUUCAGCCUUUGCAGGAGUAACCUUAUUGACAGCUGCACCCAGAGCCUUAGUCAAGUAUCCAGUGCCUGCAGUUUCGUUGACCGUGAUGCGCAAACGACCGUCCUUUUUGACCUUGCCGGAUGUUUGGUAGUUCUGAUUACCAAUGCUGAAAUGGCCGUAUUUACCCUCAUCGUGGCUCGCCUUCCUACUUGCUUUCUCGCCUGCUUUCUUCUUGUGCUCACUAUGAUGAGAUUCCUGCUGGCUGGUUUGCGGCUCAUCCUCGCCAGCCGAUGCUACCGAACUAUCACUUGAGCUGAGCCUUGGGUCCUCUGGUGCUUCCCAGAUCGCCUUGUUCAAAUAUGAGGUGCCAGCUCUGGCUGGACCGGGACGAAAGUAGGAACGGUGGUGAUGAGCGCGCCGCGGUUGCUCAGUCUGCCAGGACUUGGUCGGUCUCGGUCGACUCUUUUGGGCUGGCGACUUCUUAGGUGAGAUUGAAUCGUCUGCCGUUGGCAGAUGUGCAGGCUCUGACUGGACUGGUGUUUGUUUAACGCCGUCGCCAGGGUCGAUGUUCUCCUUUGGGCUUCGCGGCGACAACGGACUUUCGGGGGAUUGUAUUGGGCGUGGGAUAGGAGCAGGGUAGGCGACAUCUCCAUGAGUAUCCGUGAUUAGUGUUGUAGAUUGUUGUCCAUCGUCGUUGUUGUGGUGUUGCUCUGAUACUUCAAGUUUAAGCUUGUUGGGGUCUUCUUGUUGAGAAUCCAUGGCACUGUAUGACCGGUUCCUUUCGUUUUUCAAAGGUUUUGUGGUGUAUUUCUUGAGUUGUGCGAGAAGGAAAGUUGUUUGGUCAAAGACAAUUAAACGAUAUAUCGCGAUGUCUGCUGUGACGAACUGGCGUCGGUAUCGUGUCACAGAAACAUAGAGUAGUGCGUUGUUCGCAAACUUGGCGGUAUGUUAGUUGCUACCGGAGUCGCGAAUAGCAGCCCAUGAUUUACAGGCUUAUAGUGUACAAAGGGUGAAAGAAAUGAAGAAUCUAUGAUCAGGGCCAAGGCAGUCCGAGGUGUCAUUAACAAUUUCCGAGCCGUCCCGUUCCAUGAGGCGUCACGAGGUGAAGUCAGGUAUGGGCCUCUUUGAC
This is a messenger RNA of Fusarium odoratissimum NRRL 54006, 5364 nucleotides long. RefSeq lists its product as uncharacterized. The record is from RefSeq and is a predicted model, not a curated record. Gene Ontology annotation, biological process: mRNA splicing, via spliceosome. The transcript is spliced from 2 exons. Lineage: Eukaryota; Fungi; Ascomycota; Sordariomycetes; Hypocreales; Nectriaceae. Bases 180 to 1256 code for a protein of 358 amino acids. Gene Ontology annotation, cellular component: spliceosomal complex.